AUGGCCACCAUGUCGCACAUCGCGUCGACCGUUCCAGGAUUAUCACGCAUCUCGACCGUCCAUCUCGUGGAAUCGCGGAGUACAGCGUCGCCAUCUCUGAGCAGGAACCCGCAUUAUCAGCUGAUUCGUUUCAAGCAACGAGCCUUACAUGCCGAGCGUCGUGCGCCUGGAAGCAUCAAUAAAAGCUUCCGCGUUAGCAGCAGUACCAGUAACAGCCUGUUGAGCAGCCUCUUUAUCUCUAAAGAACGUUCCUUUGCGGCGACGGUGUCGUCUGGGACUCGCAAUCAUGCCAACAGUGGAGGCUUUUGGUGGGCUGUAGUAGCUGCUUCAGCGUUUUCUCCUGCUGCUUCGGCUAGCAGCAAUGGCACAGGCGGACCAGCGGUGUCGGAGGCAGUCAUUGUGGGUGGAGGAUUGGGAGGCCUCGCAACGGCUAUUGGGCUCCGGAACAUUGGGAUUGACGCGCAGGUAUACGAGGCACGGGAUGAGCUGAUUUCCCGUGGAGUACCGGACCCCAUCGGUUUCAACCGCACUCCAACGGGUGAUAUCCUCUUCCGGUUUCAGCCCGCGACCAGCAUCACUGCCCGCUACGGCUUCCCCAUGCUCUGCAUCCGCUGGCAAGAGGUGCUCGAUGUGUUGCGGGGAAUGCUGCCAAACGAUGCCGUCCACACCGGGCAUAGGCUCGUGGAGUUUACACAGGGAGAGGAGGAAGAGGGGAGCGGUGCAGUGAAAUGCGUUUUUAAGAAGGUUUCGGGCGGUGAAGAGCGGUUUCUUGAGGUGGAGACCCCUCUGCUGCUGGGGGCGGACGGCAUCCACUCGGAGGCACGAAAGCAUUUGCUGAGCGGGGCAGCAGAAGGCGAGGGACCACCCAAAGCCUCAAGGCUCACCCAAAGCCUGCUGGUGCAGCCAUGCCAGAUAAAUACAAUACUCGGUGUAAACCGCACUGCAACAGCCGCCGACUGUGGAGCAGGCAAACUCUUCUGGGCGUGCACACUCAUUGAUUCCGCCGAUCCGACGGUCAGCAGCGCGCGGUCCGGCGGGGGGGAAGAGGCGCGGGAGAAGAUUCUGCGGGCAUUUGAGGGGUGGGAUGUGGUGGAGCAGCUGGCCAAGGCAACUCCCCCCGACCUCAUUCUCGAACGCCGCGUGCUCGACCUCCCGCCCCUGCCCUUCUGGGUCCACGGGAGGGCGGCUCUUCUCGGAGAUGCGGCGCAUGCAGUGACGCCAGGGUUGGGGCAGGGGGCCAAUCUGGCGUUUGAGGAUGCGGCUCAGCUGGUGGAGUGCCUCCGGGCGAACUCGCAUCCCAGCGAUGCACUUCGCUCCUUCCAAUCCAUCCGCAUGCCACGAGUGCAAGCGGUGAUAUCACGAAACCUGGUAUCCCGUGGAGCACCGAACCCCGCCUGUCUCUACCGCUCUCCAACCGGCAUUCUCCUUUCCCAAUGGGACCUUGCGUCCAACAUGACCCCCCGAUUCGGCUUCCCCAUGCUCUGCAUACGCUGGCAAGAGGUGCUCGACGUGCUGCGGGGAAUGCUGCCAAACGAUGCCGUCCACCUCGGGCACAAGCUCGUGGGGUUUACACAGGGAGAGGAAGAAAAAGAGGGGGGAGGAGGUACUGAGGGGAGCGGCUCAGUGAAAUGCGUUUUCAAGGAGGUUUCUGGCGGUGAAGAGCGGUUGCUGGAGGUGGAGGUGAGUGGGGGAGAGGAGGUGGAGAGAAGGGGAUGUUCCCUCUGCCCGCACCCCCUGAUCCUGCCAAAACACAUGCUUGUUACACUCAGCCUCGACCGCACAGCAGCCAUCAUCGAUGGUGGAUUAGGCAAGCUCUACUGGGCGCUCACGCUCGUUGAUUCCGCCGAUCCAACGGUCAGCAGCGCGCGGUCCAGCGGGGGGGAGGAGGCGCGGGAGAAGAUUCUGCGGGCUUUUGAGGGGUGGGAUGUGGUGGAGCAGCUGGUGAAGGCCACUCCCCCCGACCUCAUUCUCGAACGCCGCGUGCUCGACCUCCCGCCCCUGCCCUUCUGGGUCCACGGGAGGGCGGCUCUCCUCGGAGAUGCGGCGCAUGCAGUGACGCCAGUGACGGGGCAGGGCGCCAAUCUGGCGUUUGAGGAUGCGGCUCAGCUGGUGGAGUGCCUCCGGGCGAACUCGCUUGUCAGUGAUGCUCUUAGCUCCUUCCAAUCCAUCCGCAUGCCACGGGUGCAAGCGGUGACUUCACGGAACGUUGCUGAAGAAAAGAAGCUCUAUCACAAGAAAGAAGAGGAGAAAGAGAAGAAGGCAGGAGGGAAUGUGAAAAAAGGGGGUCACGGCGAUGCAAGCUAUUGGAGAGGUGUUGCUGCUUCUGCUUCUUCUCCCUCUGCUGCUGCCAGCAGGUCGCAAUCAGGAGGACCAGCUGUGUCGGAGGCAGUCAUUGUGGGUGGAGGAUUGGCCGGCCUCGCAACUGCUAUUGGCCUCCGGAACAUUGGGAUUGACGCGCAGGUGUACGAGGCACGGGACGGGGUGGUAGGCGAGGGAACCCUCAUCACCCUCUAUCCCAACGGGCUCAGGGCGCUCAGCAGAAUCGACCCUGCCAUUGUGCCCCAGCUUAUAUCCCGUGGAGUACCGGACCCCGCCAUUCUCGGCCGCUCUCCAACCGGUGAUGUCCUUUUCCAGUGGGACCUCGCGUCUAAAAUGACCGAACGGUUCGGCUUCCCCCUGCUGAACAUCCGCUGGCAAGAGGUCUUGGACGUCCUGUGUGGGAUGCUGCCAAACGACGCCGUCCAUGCCGGGCACAGGCUCGUGGGGUUUGCGCAGGGAGAGGAGGAAACGGAGGGGGGAGGGGGUGGUGAGGGGAGCGGCUCGGUGAAAUGUGUGUUCAAGGAGGUUUCCAGCGGUCAAGAGCGGUUGCUUGAGGUGGAGACCCUGCUGCUGCUGGGGGCAGACGGCAUUCACUCGGAGGCACGGAAGCAGCUGCUGGAGGGGACAGCAGGCGAGGGAGUGAGUCCACGAGACAACGGCAGAACCCAUUGGAGGGCCAUCAUCGACAGUUCCCUCAGCCCGCACCCCCUGGUGCAGCCACAGCAGGUGAACACCAUACUAAGUGCCGACCGCACUGCAACCGUCGCUGAUGCCGGAGAAGGCAAGCUCUACUGGUCGCUCGCGCUCGUCGAUUCCGCCGAUCCGACGGUCAGCAACUCACCGUCCAGCGGGGGGGAGGAGGCGAGGGAGAAGAUUCUGCGGGCUUUUGAGGGGUGGGAUGUGGUGGAGAAGUUGGUGAAUGCCACUCCCCCCGAGCUCAUUCGCGAGUCUCGCGUGCUCGACCUCCCGCCCCUCCCUUUCUGGGUCAAAGGGAGGGUAUCGCUACUGGGAGAUGCGGCGCAUGCAGUGACGCCAGCGCUUGGGCAGGGAGGCAAUCUGGCGUUUGAGGAUGCGGCUCAGCUGGUGGAGUGCCUCCGGGCGAACUCGCAUGUCAGUGACGCUCUCCGCUCCUUCCAGUCCCUCCGCAUGCCACGAGUGCAAGCAGUGUCAGCACGGAACACUGCCCAAACAAAGAAGGUGUUUGACAAGGAGAACAAGGGGAAAGAGGGGAAAGAGGGGAAAGAGGGGAAAGAGAAGGAUGCAGCAGGUGGUGAUGGAAGUGAGGCGGAUGCAGCGCCAAAGAUUGAAGAGGUACAGGCAGCAUCUGCUGCAGUGGCGGCACGAGAGGGGCGUGAUCCUGACGAGGAUCUGUAUGGUUAUGACAUUGUGGUUUUGGAGUAG
Messenger RNA from Closterium sp. Yama58-4, 3720 nucleotides. NCBI's taxonomy places the organism in Eukaryota, Viridiplantae, Streptophyta, Zygnematophyceae, Desmidiales, Closteriaceae. The record is from the annotation of a GenBank genome assembly.